UAUAUUAACAAUAAUAAAAACAAAUUGUCCCAAUGGAAUGAGCACUUUCGAGCGGUGCAAAGGUUGGCAAACCGUCGCAUUCCGCGCCCGGGAUCGGCUAAACCCUCGAUCUUAUUAUGUCUUGCUAUUUUCCCUCUCUGAAGGUUGCGUCAUCGACUGACCAUUUUUAUCUUGCAUCUCAUUCGCGUCGAUCGACGUGAGAGGACAGACGCCCCCAUGCUCUACCGCGCCGCCGCGCUCUCCGCGCGUCCUACGUCCCGCGAACGCAGCACCGAACUCAGGCCCCUACCGUUGGUGAUAUGGCACGGGCUCGGCGAUAGCUUCGAAAAUGACGGGUUGAAACAAGUGGCCGCGCUGGCGGAAGAGGUCAACCCCGGGACGUACGUGCACCUUGUGCACCUGGCCGACACGGGCAGCGGUGACCGCCAGGCAACCUUCUUGGGGAACGUGACAGAGCAGGUGGCAGCUGUGUGUGAGCAGCUGGCUGCAGAUCCGAUCCUGAGCACUGCUCCGGCCGUGAACGCUCUUGGCUUCUCGCAGGGUGGCCAGUUCCUACGGGCGUACGUCGAGCGGUGCAACUCGCCGCCGGUCCGCAACCUCGUCACCUUCGGCAGCCAGCACAACGGGAUCGCCGAAUUUCAGGACUGCGGUCUGACGGACUGGGCGUGCCGUGCGGCGGAGGCCCUGCUGCGCUCCAACCGCUGGUCGGAUUUUGUGCAGUCGCGGCUCGUCCCCGCCCAGUACUUCCGUGACCCGGCCGAGCUGGACGCGUACCUGGAGCACAGCAACUUCCUGGCCGACAUCAACAACGAGAGGGAGGAGAAGAACGAGAUGUACCGCGCUAACCUCAUCUCGCUCAACCGGUUCUCCAUGUUCAUGUUCGCCGACGACACAAUGGUCAACCCGAAGGAGAGCGCGUGGUUUGCCGAGGUGAACGCCACAACGGGCGAGGUGACGCCUCUCCACGAACGGCCCAUCUAUACGGAAGACUGGCUGGGUCUCAAGGCCCUCGAUGAACAGGGGAAGCUCGAUUUCAAGACCGUUCCGGGCGCCCACAUGCAUUUGACCGAUGACUGCUUGGUCGACACUUUCAACGAGUAUUUUGGGCCCGUCGACGUCGACGUCGAGGUGGACGCUCAUGCUCCGGCUCUUCUGGUCCAGCAAGCUGGCUUGUAGGAUAUGUAUUGUGGUCUAUUUCGCUCAUUUAACAUCUAAAUGCAACCCUGUAGCUUUUUUCCACAGGUAUAGUUGAUUAUAUGUAGAACAAAGUCUACAGAAAAUGGUAUCUAGAUCCUACAGUAAAGAAGCAGAGGCAUCAGGGAGAAAAGAAAUUGUGUUGAUUAAUUAAUGAAUGAUAUCUUUAAGAGACAUUGUUUACAAAGAACAGUACAAAUGAAUAAUAAAAAACUAA
This is a messenger RNA of Penicilliopsis zonata CBS 506.65, 1411 nucleotides long. RefSeq lists its product as hypothetical. The record is from RefSeq and is a predicted model, not a curated record. The coding region runs from base 217 to 1176 and encodes 319 amino acids. Lineage: Eukaryota; Fungi; Ascomycota; Eurotiomycetes; Eurotiales; Aspergillaceae. The transcript is spliced from 3 exons. Gene Ontology annotation, molecular function: thiolester hydrolase activity; palmitoyl hydrolase activity. Gene Ontology annotation, cellular component: lysosome.